Messenger RNA from Drosophila kikkawai, 6586 nucleotides. RefSeq names its product cadherin 74A (gene Cad74A). Gene Ontology annotation, cellular component: plasma membrane. Gene Ontology annotation, molecular function: calcium ion binding. Gene Ontology annotation, biological process: homophilic cell-cell adhesion. The record is from RefSeq and is a predicted model, not a curated record. Lineage: Eukaryota; Metazoa; Arthropoda; Insecta; Diptera; Drosophilidae.
GUCGCUCCGUCCAGACGUUGUCGCGCUUUAAACUCGCUGUGAGCCGCACCGGCCAUAUCCGUGAGAUACAAGAUACAAGAGCAAGAUCAAGUUUCGGUCACUCGGCGUCAUCCGUUUUGCGGUCCCGUGUGUGUUGUUGUGGUGUGUUUUUUGCUCCAAGAACGUGAACGAGCGAAUAAAAUAAAUAAUAUCAAAGUUAAGACGAAGCCAAGUUUAAAGAAAAACUAAAGUAAAACUGUGUCGACGUUCUACAUGUGCUAAAUACUAGAGUAAACACCAUCGAAAACUCGGACCUAACGGAUACGGAUAGCUAACGGCUCUGCAAUUAGCCACGGCAACAUGUUGCCGCCAUGGAUGUGGCUGUUGCCGCUGCUGUCGGCCAACUUAGCCGCCGGCCAGCUGCUGAAUCAUCCGCCGCAGUUUGUCCCGGGCACGGGCGACAUGUCCCGGUUCAGUCUCUCGGAGAACACGCCCGUGGGGAGUCCAGUUUAUCAGCUGAAAGGCAACGAUCCAGAAGGCGGACGCCUGAAGUACAGCAUCAGUGGACCUGUGUUUUCGGUGGACAGGGAGACGGGAGUGGUGCGCCUGCGCCAGGAGCUGGAUCGCGAGAGCCAGGACACUGUGGAGGUAAUCAUUAGCAUCACCGACGAGGGCAUCUACGGCACCGAACCCAACACCGUGUCCCAGCGAAGAGAGAUUCCCGUGCGAGAUUACAAUGACAACCAGCCUACGUUCCUAGGAAGACCCUACACCGCCAGUGUCAGUGAAUCCCUGCCCGUGGGAGCCGAGCUGAAUGUCGAGCCACCAAUCGUGGUUGUCGAUCGGGAUGAGGGCAUCAAUGCCGAGGUCCAGAUUAAGUGCGUCGAGGAGAACGAUAUCUGCGACAUCUUCGAGGUGCGUGCUGUAAAAAUCUCCGAUGGCAACUACACCGCCAGAGUGGCUCUGAAGCAACCUUUGGAUUUCGAGAGUCGUCCCUCGUAUAUUAUGACCAUCUCGGCUGCGGACAGCGCCUUGGACAACCGCCUAUCCUCACUGGCCACAAUAUCUAUCAACGUGAUUGACAUCCAGGAUCAGCCGCCGGUCUUCACCAAUGCCCCAUACUCCGCCACUGUGCCAGAAAACACGCCCGCCGGGGUGAGCAUUUUGACGGUCAAGGCCAUGGACGGGGAUGUAGGCAUUCCGAGGGAUAUAUUCCUCUCCCUGGAGGACGAACCCUUUGGGCACUUCGAACUGGUCCCCUUCGGAGAUCCUCGGGACGGAACUGCAGUGCUGCAGACCACCUCGGAACCUCUGGAUCGUGAGAACGCUGAGAUCCUGCAGAAUGGCGGCGUUUACGUGUUCUCCAUUAGAGCCACCGAACUGAUCGAUGGAGCUAUUCCCGCUGAGUAUUCGCUCACCCGGGUGACCAUCGUGGUGACAGAUGUGGACGACCACCAACCCACAUUCAGCGGCGCUCACUUCAAUGUUUCCAUUACGGAAAACCUGGCCAAUGGGAUGCCGCUGCCGGGACUCUCCAUCUUUGUGGAUGAUCGCGACAUGGGCGACAACAGUCGCUAUCAACUGUCCUUGAGGGAUGUGGCCAAUGCCGCCGGUGUCUUUGCUGUAUCACCCACUGAAGCUCUAGGCAGGACACCAGUUGUGGUCAAAGUCCUGAAUGCCAGUCGCUUGGACUACGACGUGCCAGAUCCCGCGCUCCGGAAGUUUGAGUUCGAUCUAGUGGCUUCGGUUAAGGGAGUGGAGAUGGCCAAGUGCCGGGUGGAAAUUCAUCUACUGGAUGCAAAUGAUAAUGCCCCAGUGUUUGAACAAGGCACCUAUCGCUUUACUGCAGCCGAGAAUCUCCCCGUGGAUGCCUUGAUAGGUCAUGUGAGAGCCAGCGAUGCGGAUUCCGGAGAGUUUGGACAUGUUCGCUAUGUUCUAAAGGGAUUUGGAGCAGAUAACUUCUAUGUAGACCCUGAGACGGGAGGUCUUUACCUUUUGAAGCCCUUGGACUACGAAAAACAGAGCAGCUAUAGCCUCACUGUGGUAGCCAUCGAUGGUGGCCAAAGAGAGUCCAAUGCCAAUCUCUUCAUCGGAGUCACUGAUGUAAACGACAACCACCCCAGCUUCGAGAGCCGAGAGUACAGCCGCACCAUCCGCGAGGGAGCCGCCAUUUUCGAGCCGCAGUUCUUCGUCCGCGCUCACGAUGCCGACGGGCCCACCCAGGGAAAUGGCAGGGUCAAGUACUCCAUUGUGUCCGAGAACAGCAUAGCGGGAAAUGUGUUCCGCAUCGAGCCGGAUACAGGAGAGAUUGUCAUCCAGAAGGCCGCUCGAUCCAUGGACACUGAACGCGGGGAGUAUGAGCUGGUGGUCUCUGCCACAGAUUUUGGAAUUCCUCCUCUGUCGAACACCACACGCGUCCUGGUUCGCGUUGGCAUCUCUGGCAACCAGAGACCCAUAUUCCGGGGACACUUCCAAAACAUGGAAAACUUGCCCAUAAUUGGUCCUCCAAGCUACAGGGUUUCCAUACCAGAAAAUGCCGUUGCCGGAUCGAAUGUUACCUCAGUGUCUGCCCACGAUCCAGAUGGUUUGGACAGCCUGCUACGUUAUAGGAUUGUGGGAGCAAAUGAUAACUUUGAGAUUGAUGAACUCUCCGGCUUGAUUACAGUGUCACCCCAAGCCCGCAUCGAUCGGGAUUCUAACAUGAACAGUUUCGAGAUCAUCGUUAAUGCGGUGGAUUCUGGGAUCCCAAUUCCAGAGACGGCCACCACUACGGUCUACGUAAAUGUAAAGGACAUCAACGAUGAGCGUCCCAAGUUUGAGCAGGCCAGCUAUGCAGCCUACGUCUCCGAAAGGACAGCUGUGGGUGAGAGCGUGCUCCGAGUCAAGGCCAUCGACAAGGACCUAAACUCUAGACUAGAGUACGGACUGGUUGGUCCCGUGACAGCCACCACCAAGGCGGGAGUGAACAUUGCCAACCGCAGCAACUACCGCCUGCAGGAGGCUUUCCGGGUCGACAGUCAAACUGGAGAGAUCUUCGUCAAUGGCACCCUCCGUCACGAUGUGGCCGCCAUCAUUAUCUUCACCGUGGGAGUGAGGGAUCUUAAUGCAGAGGUGGAUCCCGAAGGGCAGGUGGAUACCACCGAGGUGACCGUUUAUGUGCAAUCCUUCCAGGACACCAAUCCCGUGUUCAAGAACUCAGGCUGGAGCAGCUCUCGACCCGUAAUCGAUGUGAAAAUCAAGGAGGAAAUGCCCAUCGAUAGCGCCCUGUUCAUUCUCCAGGCUGAGGAUCCCGUGACCCGGCAACCCAUCACCUCCUUUGAGCUGGUGGAGCCCAAGCAAGUGGAGUACUUCCAGGUAGCAGAGCGCACGGGCGAGGUGAUCCUCAAGAAGCGGCUGGACUACGAAGCUCUGGGCGAGAGCGGUCCCGACUUUGAACUCCAGGUGCGGGCCAAUAGCGCCGAUCGUCAACGUAGUACUGUCAGCCGGGUCAACAUCACCGUGGAGAAUGUGAAUGAUAACAGUCCGCGCUUCGAGCAGAGCUCUUAUAGAGCCACCAUCAUUGAGAAUCGGCCUCAUCCGGAGCGAGUGAUCCGGGUGAGAGCGUUGGACAAGGACGCUGUGCUCAACGCGCGGGACGAGCGCUUGGGCUACCACAAGAUCAUCUACUCGUUGCAGGGCGAGCACGCCAUGCUCUUCGAUAUCAACAAUGCCACCGGGGAGGUAACUGUGGCCAGCGGGCAAAUAAUCGAUCGGGAGCGAACCCCAAGGAUUCAGCUCCAGAUCAAGGCGGAGGACUCGCCCGGCAGGCCCACAGAUGCCAAGCAGAGUGUCGUGGAUCUGCUGAUUGAGGUGCUGGACGUCAACGACAAUGCACCGGAGUUUACGCAGAAGAAGUACAGUACGGUGAUCCCGGAGAACGCCCAGGUCGAAUCGUUCGUCCUUCAGCUGGAGGCUCUGGACGCUGACGAGGGACUCGGAGGAGAGGUGCACUACGAGCUGGUGAACGAGGGCGAGGCCAACGGACUCUUUAAGAUCGAUCCCAAGAGCGGUCUGAUAUCCACACGUCGUAAUCUCACUGGCAAGGGUCGCUCCGAGCCGUACGUUUUGAUUGUGCGCGCCCAGGACAACGGAAACCAGUUGCCCAAGCAGCCGACCCUCUCCACAGACACAGAUGUUAAGAUCUUUAUUGGCGAUGUCAGUGCCAACGACGGCGUGCCCUACUUUGUGGCUCCCCGCGUGGGCCAAAUGGCGAAUGUCACGGAGAAUGCUGUCAUUGGAGCUCCAGUGUUCCAAGUGAUUGCCAGCGAUCCCGAUGACGAGAACACUCCCUCCGGAACCAUAACCUACCGAAUUUUACCGGAUACACCGGACGCGGAAGCCUUCGCCAUAGACGCCCACUCGGGACUAAUAACUACCAGGGAAUCGUUGGAUCGUGAAAGCAAAAACAUGUACAAGAUCCUGCUGGAAGUCAGUGACAAUGGACAGCCCAAGCAGUCCGUAACGCGAAUCCUGCAGAUAGCAGUUCUGGAUGUGGACGAUCACGAACCACGAUUCGCCAGGGAAGUUGAUGAAGGACCACUGACCAUGUCCGUCAAAGAAGAGGAACCCGCAGGGUCUGUUGUGGGUAACUUCACCGCCGUGGACGAGGAUCUUGGCGAGAAUGCGGCCAUUGAUUAUGUGAUAAUCGAGGGAAAUAACGAGCAGCUGUUCACCAUCGAGCGGAACAACGAGAGCAUGGCCAUUCUCAAGACCCAAAAGCCUAUCGAUCGGGAGCAGGUUGAAUCCUUCACGCUGACAGUCAAGUGCCUGAAACUGGGCGAACCUGGCUUCAAGUUUAUUGGAGAUCCCUACGAUCGCCGGGACGCCUCACAUCUGCGCAUAGCCAUCCGAGUGCUGGACAUCGACGACAACCUGCCGCAGUUUGAGCAACCAGAUCCCACGGUGGGCAUAAGGAUAAACGUGCCCAUCGAUACCGUGGUGACCACUCUGCGGGCCAGCGAUGCGGAUGCCGAGGCUCCGCCCAUCGGGGUCUCCAUUGAAAACGUAACCUUUGUGCCGCAGUUCUAUAAGCGGAGCCGCAGUCUGGCCGUGGGAAAUCUACAGAACCUAUUCACCCUGAACAAUCGAACCGGGGAGUUGCGCACUGGAGGCUCCUUUGCCGACUACGUAGAUGGGUAUUUCCUGAUGCGGCUGAUGGCCAACAAUUCCGCAGAACCGAAACGCCAGGCCCACAGCAACCUCAAGGUGUUUGUGAUCCGGGACAAGUCUCUGUUGAAGUUUGUGUUCGCCCGCCCGCCCAACGAGAUCCAGCACAACAUCCGGCUGUUCCAGGAGCAGCUGCAAAAGAAACUACGUCCUUUGGGUCUGGAACUGCACGUCUUGGACACUCAGGUGCUCACGCGACCCGACAUGAGUCUGGACUUCACCGCCACCAGCUCCUGCUUCCAGAUGUUCAAGAAUGGCGCUGCCCUCUCUUUCAACGAGAUGCAGAAGCUGAUGAACUCGCAGCAGCUGCGCCAGGAGCUCAUCGACACGUAUGCCGCCUACGGAGUAAGCGAGGUAGAGUCCUGCUCUGUGCGGAGAACCCACACGGCGGCGCUCUUUGCCGGCAUGCUCACCUCGGCGGGUGCAUGGCUGGUCUUCCUGGCAGCCCUCAUAGGCCUAGCUGCCUUGGUAUCCUUGUGCACCGCCUGCUGCCUGAAGAAGAAGCUGAAGCGGCACAGCAAGCGAAGCCAGCAGGCAAGUUUGCGUACCCCCACGGAGCACACGCCCACCUCGUACAGCUACUCGAUGCCCGCCGUGCUCUACUCGGAGCCCAUCUACGGGCCAUUGUAGCCGCAGCUCAUCUUCUGCACGGGGCGGUCCAGGUUUAACCACUGACCACGUAGACGUAGAUGUAGACGUAGACUAGUAGUGCCCAAGACUCGAGCCCACUUUGCACCAGCGGAGAUCCUGCACAAUCCCCAGCCUGGAAGGGAUCUCCGCUCGGCCGCUGCGAACCGGGACCUUGCAGAGAUUGGUAGUCCGUGGAAUGCCAAAUCAGUCCAUAUAAGCUUAAGCAUACUAUGCGCGUGAUCUAGUAUGUACGUGUAGACCCAUUUAGAGUUAGCCUAGGUUAGUCUGUAUAAAACAUAGCGAUUAUCCAAUUGAGGAGCGUAGCCUAAGUCGAGUCAGUUCUCUGUGUCAUCUGCGCCAAAGUGCUGGCUGAAGUCCUCUCGCUGACUCUGCCCCUUGGCCGGUCUGGAAUGCAUUUAUUUUUACCUGUAUUUAUCUUAUCGUCUAUUUGCCAAACACAUGUCGAACAAGUGCAGAAUAAAUAUGUCGCUCCAAACGCAGCCCAAUUCCGGCUCCGCAACCCAAUCCAAAAUCCUAUCCUAUCCUCGGCCAGGAGUCAAAGUCAGGCCCCAUGUGCGUGUCGCCCGAAAAUGAGUGUCCCGUUUUCAAACAGAAUGCAUAUGGUUUUGCCGUUAAGUAAAUAUAUUUAUAUAUAUACCUUCGACUAAGUAGUGUGUCCAAUGUGAACAUGUGUGCAAAUAAAUUCUAUUAACUAUCAACUACGUAAAAAUGUGGAAAUAAAACGCCAGCACUUACUCACUGAAGUGAUAUG